Eupeodes corollae is the source of this 1982-nucleotide messenger RNA. It is a transcript of the gene Drip, whose product is annotated as aquaporin AQPAn.G. The transcript is spliced from 7 exons. The coding region runs from base 632 to 1417 and encodes 261 amino acids. The record is from RefSeq and is a predicted model, not a curated record. NCBI's taxonomy places the organism in Eukaryota, Metazoa, Arthropoda, Insecta, Diptera, Syrphidae. Gene Ontology annotation, biological process: transmembrane transport. Gene Ontology annotation, molecular function: water channel activity. Gene Ontology annotation, cellular component: plasma membrane.
GUUUUGUAGCUUAACGUUUUCAUUUAUUUCCAUUCGAACUUUGAAAGCGACAGCGCCAACAGCCCGAGAAAGUACCAAAGCACAACCACGCGAAUUUGCGGUCUCAAUCAGUUAUUGUUUGGUUAAUAAUAAUAAUAAUCAAAAAAGUUUAUACAUUUGGCUAAAUACUGCUGCCAAAUCGGAAUCAAUUAUUGUAUUUGUUAUUAGUUUGAAUUUAACUGUUGAAGUACCAAUAUCCCACGUUUAACUUGAGAAUAAGAAAACUUUCUUCUUUUUCUUCGUUUUUUUCUUUAAUUUUAAAUUUCUAUUAACUUACAUUUUUGUGUCUUGAAAUUGGAACCUACCUACGACCGGUGUUUGAGGAAAAGUAGUUUUAGUGCAUUUUUAGUGCUAAGAGUUUUGUUUUAUAUCUUAACUCGUCUUCAUCGUUAGUUUGGUUGUUUUCUUUAAUCAGCUAAGAUUCCAACAAACGGGUGCAGCGCGAGCUUAAGAGUGUUUCAUACCUUCUUCAGGAAUUCCAUUUCUAUACGCGUUCGUUUCGAGAUUUAAUAUUCUGUCAGUCUUCUGGCGAGUGUGAACGUCAUUUGCUCUACUUUGGUCAAGGCGUAUAAAUUUGCAGCUCUCUAUCACGAUGGUCGAGAAAACAGAUACUGCAAAUCCAGAAAUGAACCGAAUGUCUCAAAUAAUCGGAAUCUCCGACAUUACAGACAAUAAAAAUAUCUGGCGAAUACUUACGGCUGAAUUUAUUGGAACUUUCUUUUUGAUAUUUAUUGGUGUUGGCAGUACUGUAGGCGGUUGGAAUGAUGGCUUUUCACCAUCAAUCGUACAAAUUGCAUUCACUUUUGGUUUGACAGUGGCCGCAUUAGCACAGGCUUUCGGACAUGUCAGUGGAUGUCAUAUUAACCCAGCUGUUACUCUUGGGUUUGUGGUUGUUGGUGAAAUGAGCAUCCUUAAGGGUGCUUUCUACAUCAUAAUGCAAUGCAUUGGAGCAAUUGCUGGGGCUGCCCUUAUUAAAGUCGUUAUUCCAACGCAAUUAGCUGGCAACACCCUGGGAGUUACUUCAGUCAACACAAAUCUAAGUUGUGGACAGGCCAUUAUUGUCGAAGCUAUCAUAACAUUCAUCCUUGUUUUUGUGGUUAAGGGUGUUUCUGAUGCGCGGCGCAGUGACAUCAAGGGUUCUGUACCUUUAGCUGUUGGUCUUUCUAUCACUUCUGGACAUCUUGCUGCCAUCAAAUUGACUGGUGCCAGCAUGAAUCCAGCUCGUUCUUUUGGACCUGCUGUUGUCAUGAGUAACUGGGAUGAACAAUGGGUCUACUGGGUUGGUCCAAUUCUUGGAGGAAUUCUAGCUGGCCUUAUUUACAAGUUGGUCUUCAAAGCACGCAAGGGGGACGAUGAAGCAAAUUCCUAUGAUUUUUAGAGAGAAAAAACAAUAAGCUAAUUAAUGAAAAAUGUACAUAAGAAAAUUUUAGCUUAUGGGAAUAAGUACGCAAGCACGACCACCAUUGAAUCUAAAAGUAAAUUUAAAUUAAAAAAGAGAAAAUUUAUACCUUUUCUCAUUUUUGUGGAAAUCACAGAAGAUGAUACCAAAUAUUUGUUAAAGCUGCAGCAAUUGCCAGAUACAUAUCUAUUUCGAACUUAAUUUUAAUAUCUAUAUAAACACUCGAAAAAAUAGAAUAUAUGUUUACAAAUUAUGUAAAUGUAAUCUACCUAUGUGUAAUUUUUUUUUAAUUAUUUUGUUAACAAAAUUAGGUAUGCAUAGAAAAAUAAAAUUCGGUGUAUUUUUUUGUUAAUUAAUUGUACCUAAUAAAUUAUUGUUUUUUUAGUAAAUUAAAAUAAUUAAAAAUAUCCAUAUUGAUUUUGAGAAAAGAAAAACAAAUCAUCAAAAGUGGAUAUAGUAUACAUAUUUAUAAAUUACAAUCAUUGUUGUAUUAUUAGUAUAAGACGAAAGAAUAUUAAAUGUAUGAUUUAUUGUGAAAAAUUAA